This is a messenger RNA of Staurois parvus, 387 nucleotides long. NCBI's taxonomy places the organism in Eukaryota, Metazoa, Chordata, Amphibia, Anura, Ranidae. The record is from the annotation of a GenBank genome assembly.
AUGAAGAGUGUGAUGAGGCUGAAGCAUUAUGGGUGGAACUGCACAUGGGGGUGCGUACGAAGAUGUCGGCUCGGUCAUGUGAUCAGCUGUGUCCAAUCACAGCUGAUCGCAUGCGACAUGUACACUGAUCAUCGGGGCACUGAUGAUCAGUGUGCCCUGAUGAUCUGUGUAGCCCCAGCAGCGCCACCUGUCAGUGUCCAUCAGUGCCAGCUGUCAGUGCUCAUCCAUGCCACCUACCAGUGCCCAUCAGUGCCACAUCAAUGCCACAUUUCAGUGCCCAUCUGAGCUGCCUUUCAGUGUCACCCGUCAGUGCCACCUAUUAAUGCCAGUCAGUGCCACCUAUCAGUGCUGCCAAUCAGUGCCACCUAUCAGUGCCGCCUAUCAGUG